This is a messenger RNA of Polistes canadensis, 1297 nucleotides long. It is a transcript of the gene Nca, whose product is annotated as neurocalcin homolog. Gene Ontology annotation, molecular function: calcium ion binding. NCBI's taxonomy places the organism in Eukaryota, Metazoa, Arthropoda, Insecta, Hymenoptera, Vespidae. Bases 234 to 812 code for a protein of 192 amino acids. The record is from RefSeq and is a predicted model, not a curated record. The transcript has 5 exons.
CGCGGAAUCGGGAUUUCAAUAUGGCUACCGUCGUGAUGUCUGCAGAAGCCAGUAUCGCGGAAAUGUUUUGAAUUCGUUUAGUAAUCGUGACGACAGAUUGACGUGCGAGGCAUAGGUACGUCUGCUGCACGGCACAAAUUUUCUUGUGCUUAAAGGCAUUCGUAGAAUAGUAGGCUUAGUUAGAUCUUAAAUUGUCCUUUGUAAUUGGGUCUCGACAGACGUUUUGAAUAGCGAUGGGGAAACAAAAUAGCAAAUUAAAGCCCGAAGUGUUAGAAGAUCUUAAACAAAAUACAGAAUUUUCAGAUGCCGAAAUUCAAGAAUGGUACAAAGGAUUUUUGAAAGAUUGUCCGAGUGGACAUUUAAGCGUGGAAGAAUUUAAAAAAAUUUAUGGAAACUUUUUUCCUUACGGUGAUGCCUCAAAAUUUGCAGAGCACGUGUUUAGAACGUUCGAUGCAAAUGGCGACGGUACGAUCGAUUUUCGAGAAUUUCUCUGCGCCCUAAGCGUGACGUCCCGAGGAAAAUUGGAACAGAAAUUGAAGUGGGCCUUCAGUAUGUACGACCUCGACGGUAACGGAUAUAUCUCCCGACAAGAGAUGCUUGAGAUCGUGACGGCAAUAUACAAGAUGGUAGGGUCCGUGAUGAAAAUGCCAGAGGACGAGUCCACCCCGGAGAAGAGAACCGACAAAAUCUUUCGUCAAAUGGACAAGAAUAAGGACGGCAAAUUGUCACUCGAUGAAUUUAUCGAAGGUGCUAAGAGUGAUCCCUCGAUCGUGCGACUGUUGCAGUGCGAUCCUAGUGCACAAGCUCAGUGAGACCCUGGGUCCGUGUGCGUUUCAAAUGCCAUCUGUAAAUACGAAUCGGGGCCCGGCCCAAUCAUAGCCCGGUUAGAGGCGAUGCAAUCAUAGAAGGGAGUCAUAGGAAUAGAGGAAGCUGUCAAAACGAACACACACAGAGACACAGUCCUCCUUUACACCUACAACCAUAUAUCGAUACACUGACGAUUACGAGAAAUAACGAAACUAGAAUGAUAAAGAAAAGAGGAAAAAAAAGAAAAAAAUAGAAAAAGAAAGAAAUGAUAGAAGUUUAUUUAAACUUGAUAUCGUUAAACGUUAUUAACGUCAUUUACGUAUGCAUACAAUUAUCCCGUUACAACCACCACCAGUAUAUCACAAUCACCACAACUAUUAUACCAACAACAACCACAAACAUGUGGCGAGCAUUCAAAACUCUGCAAGAAGAGACUUCAAUUAUACAUACUACAUAUGUGGACACACAGAGAAAAAAAAAGAAAAAAAAA